Molecule: messenger RNA, 1113 nt
Organism: Eleginops maclovinus (Patagonian blennie)
Lineage: Eukaryota; Metazoa; Chordata; Actinopteri; Perciformes; Eleginopidae
Gene: pjvk
Product: pejvakin
Exons: 6
Coding region: 1-1113 (370 amino acids)
Biological process (GO): programmed cell death
Cellular component (GO): cytoplasm
Source: RefSeq, a predicted model, not a curated record
AUGUUUGCAGCAGCCACUAAGAACUUCGUGAAGCAGGUGGGAGACACGGGGAGGCUGAUCCCCGUCCCCAGCCUGAGCGAGGCUGACCGCUACCAGCCGCUCAGCCUGGUGACCAGGAAGAGGAAGAGGCAUUUCUGGAAGAAGAACAAGCACGCCUCCACCGCUUUCUCACUCAAAGACAUCCUGGUUGGGGAGAAAGAGAUCACAGCAGGAGUAUCUUCUUAUCAGCUCCUCAACUAUGAGGAUAAAUCUGAUGUCGCCCUCAACGGUCGGUUAGGAAACCACCUCAUCAACGAUGUUGGCUUCAACAUCAGCGGGUCGGACUCUGUGGCCGUCAAAGCCUCGUUCGGCAUCGUCACCAAACACGAGCUGGAGGUGCCCACGCUACUGCGAGAGCUCAACUCCAGGAAGGUGGACCUGGACCAUUGCCUGGUCCGUCAGUCUAAGGAGAGCGGACGCACAGCCCUCUGCGUCGUCGUGGAGAGUAUCCGCACCACCCGUCAGUGCUCUCUGACUGUGCACGCCGGUAUGAGAGGGACCACCAUGAGGUUUCAGAUCGACGACGGCAGGAAUCCUAAAGGUCGAGACAAGGCCAUCGUCAUUCCUGCUCACACCACCAUCGCCUUCAGCAUCUGCGAGCUGUUCGUCCGACUGGACGGGCGAUUGGAUAUUUGUGUGGCCCCAGGGUCUCAGGGUGGGUUUGAGCGGGAGCAGAUCCGGGAGCAGCUUGGUGGUUACAUUGGUCACUUCUCGAUGGGUCGUCUGCGCCGCUUCCUGUCUGGAAUAAUCUAUGGAAGCCCUUUUAGAGCAGAUAACCAAACAUUUGAGGAGCUAACCCAAUCAGACACAUACAUGGAUGACAUGGUUACAGACUACUAUGAGAAAUCUGCUAGUAUGACGGACGUGUCCACUAACUACCUGAGAGAAAGCACCCACACACGAGUCAACCUCCUCAAACACAACAUCCCCAAAGGGCCCUGCGCACUCUGCGGGAUGGGACACCAGCGUCGGGAAACUGUGUACGGCUGUCUGGAGUGCACGACAGGCGGACAGAAAUACGUCCGGCUGCACGUGGUGCCCUGUUUCGAUCUGUGGCACAAAACGCUGAGGUGA